AGUAAGCAAGGUAGGUCGAGCGGGCGGAGCUUGUGUUUGAGAGAGUCGGGGGCGGCCUGAGGUGAUUUUUGUGUGUGUCGCUGCCGGCCGAGCGGUGAAGUCCGGAGCGGACAUGAGCGGCGGCGUGUACGGAGGGGGUAAGUUCUCCUCAGAGUGGGAGGGGCCGCUCCUCUUUCUCUCUCUCUCCCCCUCCCCCCCUUGGACCGUUAGGGCUGCGCGUUCUACCGACUCGCUCUCUUCCCCGCGGGGAGGGGGAGGCUGCCGCCGCCGCCGGUCCGGCAGAGCCUGAAAAGGCGCCUGUGCCUUUAAGGCGGGGCGACGGGAGGGAGAAUUUCGUCCUGCGCAGCUUCUCCCCGCACCUUGACGCGCCGAGGGGGAAAGCUUUCCUCUAUAUUUAUUUACUUUACCAAGUUUAAAAACUUUUGAAGAAACCGAACGUUAUUAUUAUUAUUAUUAUUUUAAAUCUGAAUGUAGGAAAUAUGUGAACGGUUUUUUUUUUUUUUAAAAAAAGAAACGGGCUUAGAUAGCCAUUAUGAAUCUGGGUAGGUUUGCCUGAAGGAGAAAAGCUUUUGGCAGGUCUGCCUUCAUAUUAAAAAAGGGAUUCCUGUGUUAAUAUUCAGUUCAUGAAAUUGGUUAAAAAAACAACAACCCACACCCUCAAAGCGGUUUACCAAAAAAGAGAAAAACAAUAAAAUGGUCACUUAACCAAGAAACCACUUGAUUAUUUAAUUUUUCUACCACUCACUAUAUUAUAAGUUGUGGCAACAGCAGACAGCUUAAACAAAAAUACAGAGUUGCAUAUAAGGAUGUUGCAUUUAAUACAAAGUCAUAUAUAAAUCAAUGUCAAUUCAUUUUCCUUCUGGCAUACCCCUCCUUUGCAGCUUCCAGGUUCUCUCAGCCAGAGUCCAAGCAAACUCAGCUCACCCACAACCUUUCAGAACCAUUAAAACAUGACUUCUGUUUCAGUGUAUCUGAAGAAGUGUGCAUGCACACAAAAGCUUAUACCUAAAAAUACUCAGUUGGUCUCUACGGUGCUACCUUAUAAUUUUUAAAUUCUUUUGGAAGGAUUCUUUUAAAGUCUUUCUUAGAUCAUAUAACUUUUUUGAAGACUUGAUUCUUUUAAGGGUGUUUUUAGGUUUUUAAGAAGAGUCUUUUUAACUAUCUUAUGAAAGAAUUGUUUUAAUUUAUUUUGACUACGGCAGACCAAUACGGCUACCUACUUGAAUCUAGUAUAACAGAAAGUAAAAAGCCACAGUAGAAUAGACUGAAACGAAUUAAAACUCAUACAAACUUUGUGAACACCUGGGUAGGCUCGUCUAAAUAAGAAUGUUUUCAGCAGACGCCAAGAAGAAUGCAGUGAUGGUGUCUGCCUGAUAUCAAUAAGCAGGGAGUUCCAAAGUGUUUGUGCCACCAAACUAAACAACCCAAGUUCUUACAGAUGCCGUGCGGAUACUAUGUGGCACCUAUAAAAGUGCCAGUUCUACUGACCACAGUAGUCGAGUGGCACAUAUCGUUGCAGGCCAUCUCAUAGGUAAUAGUUGUUGCCAUGUUAGAAGGAUAUAUUUAUCACAAAGGGAUCUGUAGAAAGAGCACUGUGUGCCUUUAAAAGCUUCAAGGUGGUCCUAAUCUACAAUAGCCUAUGGCACACUUUGCAGAUUAAUUCUGUGUGUAGAUUUUUGGAAGCAACCUGCUUUCCCAAUGUGAUAUUGGAAGAUUGAAACCUUUUCUAGUUGUCCCACUGUUGUUCUUCCCUUUUGAUGUCUUGAGAUUUAGCCUUUUACCAAUAAACACAUGUCUGAUAAGGGUUUGUUUUCAAAUCGACACAAAUUGUGAAUUUGUGUUUGCAGAUGAAGUUGGUGCUCUGGUGUUUGACAUCGGCUCCUAUACAGUCAGAGCUGGCUAUGCUGGGGAGGACUGCCCAAAGGUGAGAGCAGAAGUGAGACGUUAGAUUGAUCAAUAGAAUUUGGGUUUCCUAUGCAAAGAACUCCUGAAAUACUUGUAUAUAUUGUGGGAUAACUCUGUAUGCUAUAGCAAGGGACUUGAAAUCCCUUGAGCAAUAAAUGAUAGUCCAAUAAAAUAUGGUAUAUGAAGAUCAUGUACAAACGUCUGCUGGAACCUCUGGUCAGGAGAGGUUAUCAUCAGUAGCUGUUUCGUUCCCCUCUGCAUUUUAAAUAGUAGCAUUUGCAAUUUCUUGAUAUAAUGUUUCUGCAAAACACUGAGCCAUUUCUUGUCAGUACGCCUUUGAGCCGAUGCCAACGACUGGGCUCAACAACCGGUUCUGCCCCAACUGGGCUAGGCAAACUGAAGCACUUCCAAAGACCUUCCACUCCUGGAAAGCAGGUCUAAGUGCCCUGGACCCACAACUGUCCAUUGUGAGCACCAAACUCAGCAGAGUAUAAACAACACGGAAGAAAGCUGUGAAGUAUAACUUCUUUUAUUUCUAAUAGCUACUGCAAACUAAAAAACUAAAGAGCUACUGGCUUGCAUGAGUGUUACAGCUCUCACUCAGCCAUCUAAUCUCUACAUAGAUAACACACAGACUCCCCACAGAGUCAGGCAGGAGCGGAAGAAGCGAAGAGCAGUUUCCGCCCCCUCCUUUCUGAAAACAUCAUAUCAGGAGAUUUUCGCAAUGGGAGGGGGUGAAAAUAUCGACAUUUCUCUCCCCUAACACACUUACUACCUAUCAUCUUUCUUUUACCUGCGCUGCAAUUUUCACCUAAGUAGUUUUUGCCUUUUCCUCUCCUUUGAAUAAGUAGUCUUCAUUUGACGUGGCUCCCUAGAAAUUCUUCCACCGAUUACUUCAUGUUUUGGCCGUAUGUUUAGGGGAAUAUAUUGACGAAGGUCAGAGUUUUUUUUAAAUAAGAGGUUGUCCUGGUUUGAGGGGAAUGUUAUAGUGAGAUGGCCUGGGCCAGAGGGAUGGAUAAAUGUGGGAGUCCCAUGUUUAAAUCUCUGCUUGGUUGUGAAUCUCAGUGACGUGUUUUGGCCAUGUCACCUUCUCAACUAGAUUUGCUAGUUCUUGUAGUAAAAUAUUCUGGGAUUUGGGCAAGUGCAAGACAGAGCCUUAUAAGCAGUUCAACUAUAAAUGCAGUUCCAGAGAUUUCCCCCCACUCCACGUGUAGUGUGAAAUCUUUCUUGAAAAGUGUUUAAAUAAUGUGCACAUUAUAUAAGUGAGCCAGAUUAUGGAAAGCCUGAUGUAUCAGAGAGUGUAGCUAUAUUUUCAUUUUUGCCUCGGUGCCUCGGUGAAAGCGAAUCCUUUCACGCCCCAUACAGAAUAGAGGCAUGGCAUGCCUAACAUGCUGUAGGAAUUUGAGGCAGUAGUGAUAACUUUCUUUCUCUUCCCCAUUAGUUAGGCUUGAUGCAAACAGACAAUCUUUAUGUAACUUGGUGCAUUUUGUUUCCAAAUCUCCCAUUGUAGGUUGAUUUUCCCACUGCAAUUGGCGUGGUACUGGACCGGGAUGAUGGGAGCUCCAUGAUGGAAAUUGAUGGUGACAAAAGCAAACAAGGAGGCCCAACUUACUACAUAGACACUAAUGCAUUGCGAGUUCCAAGGGAGAACAUGGAAGCCAUUUUACCUUUGAAAAAUGGAAUGAGUAUGGUGCUUUGCAUUUUCCUUUCCUUUUUUCUUAAAUCUUGAGUAUUGAUUUCAGACACAUCAUUAAGCAUUAACCUUUUUACUCACAAAAUGGCAUUGUCCUGCUUUGUGAGAAUGUUUGAUCUGGAGUUGAAAAGAAGUUUAUUCUGGUGGUUUUUGGGCCAAGUGUUUAAAGUUUUCUAGAUCUACUCAAAAGCUGUGGAUAUUCCCUUUAACUUAUGUUGACCUGUUUUGAAAUAGGUUUUCCUGUUUAGUUUGUAAAGCUGGUUAUGGGAAGAAUAUAACUGCUUAAAUGGCAGUGUGUUUUGAAAAACAUGCCCCUGUCCUGUCAAGGUUUAUCUAUGCUCCCUUUUCUUCAAAUAUUCUACUUAUUUGGAAAGACAGUCGCCAAGUGUGCUUGAUUAGGACAUUCUCCAAAUAACCAUGUUCAAAAAGGCACCAAUGGGACACUGAAGGUAGAACAUCUGGAGAGUUGGAGAUCCUUCCUUGAUCCAUGGCAUUUUUAAAAAAAAUAUGGAUGUAUUGCUUAAUCAUGUAUAAUGCAAACAUUGUUUGCAAACCCUCUUCAUAUUAGUUUCACAUCCAGCCAGCUGUCUGGUUUGCACAUAACACUAAACCAAGCCAUGGUUCCCUGUAAGGAAUACAAACCAUCGCUAAGUCUUGUGUCUGCAGAGGACCAGUAUUGCUUUGAAAGUGAACUGUUGUCAAUUAGCAAGGAGAUUGUCUUGUACAUUUUUAAAUAAUCUGAUUGUACAGUUGCCUUCAUAGGGUUAUUCCUGCACCAGUGCUUACAGUGAAGUAUAGUUAGAAUCCUUUAAUCUCUUAGGGCUGUGAGAUUGGCUUGAAUGCUGUGUACUUUGAUUCUUUAGAUACAGGAUUUCACUGGUGCAAGGAUGGAAGCGUGACUAGGAUCCCUCAUUCUCCUUCCUGACUCCUAUACUGUCCACAUGCUCAGCCUUGCACUGAUAAUGUGCUUCACGUUGCAUACAUGCCUAAGCUAGAGCAGCUCCUCCAGCAAAAGCAGCAGAUUUAAUUUAUUUUUAUGUUGUUACAGUUGAGGACUGGGACAGCUUCCAAGCCAUUUUGGAUCACACCUACAAGAUGCACAUUAAAUCUGAAGCUGCUUUGCAUCCCGUUCUAAUGUCUGAAGCGCCAGUGAGUAAAAGCCCAGUUUCUUUCCUUGAAAUAGCCCAUCAAAUUUUGAAGCAUAGAAGGCAGUUUGACUGUUGUGAAGCUUGCAAACUUGGGGGUGGAAGGGGGAAGAGCAGAUAACUAAAAAACCAGGACUUGGUAAAAGAACCUAUCAAGAUGAACUGUAAUAUCUGUGACUAGAUUGCCUGUAUGGACAUGCUAGAAAUGGUUAUGAGCACUGCCAGAGAAGAAAUGUCAGCACUGAGGAAGUUGUGGGCAUGGAAAGGGGAGUAGCAGAAAGGGAUGAUCUAUCUACCCACCCCAAACACCAAAGCAAGUAGUCUGCAUCCCCAAGUGGAGAGGUUUGGAGCCUGAUUUCUCACAACUUUUUGGAUUAUCCCUGUAAACCUAAAUGUGCAGGGGGAAAACAUCAAGACAGGGGUUAUUUAAGGGUUAUGUCAUGUGGAUUAUUCAAAUUAAAUGCGGACACAGACAGCUGCGAGCACAAAGUAAACUCAGUGUAGACAAGCCCUUCCUGUCUCAAGUGAUUUCUUCCUGUUGCCUUCCUACUCUUAGCUUGUUUCUUCCCUUUUAACUAUGGUUUGAAAAGCCACUGUAAACUAUAGUUUUAGCUUGUGAUUUAUGGCUCAGAUGCUAUAUUGAUGCACAUAUAAUAUGAGACGUGGUCUACUCUGGGAAGGAAGUCACUUGAGAGAAAAUGCAGAGAUAGCAUCAGGUUCCAAUUUCAAGCCAUAGUUUGCAGGAAGCUGAUAUUUUGUCUGCAUUAGGCUCAAGUGAUGCUUCUGCAUGAACCUGCCCACUGAUUUGUACAUAGGGAAGUAACUCACUUUCCUGCCUGACAUAUUAUUGCACUGUGAACAUUUAAACAUCCUGUUCUGAGUGUGACAUAUUUCUGCUCAAGUUAUAGGUGAAUUUGUUUUUUUAUCUUUGUACUCUUGUAGUGGAACACCAGAGCCAAGCGUGAGAAAUUGACAGAGCUGAUGUUUGAACAUUACAAUAUCCCUGCUUUCUUCUUGUGCAAAACUGCAGUUCUCACAGCGUAUCCCAAACAUGUUAAUGAAUAAGUGGACAUCAUUCGAGCUUUUUGCACUUUUAUAGAAAAAAACAAACAUAACAUAUUUUUCUGUGUAUAAGACUAGGUUCCCCCCCUAAAAAGUAAUGUCCAAAAUUUGGGGGUGUCUUAUACACAGGGGCCAUCCUCCCCCAUUUUCUUAAAUUGGAUUCCCCAAAAAUAUACAUGGGGGUGUCUUACACAUGGGGGUGUCUUAUAGACGGAAAAAUAUGGUACUGUUUUUAACAUUUAAACCAAGGUGUUGUCACUGUGCUAGUCUCAAAGAUGGGUUGGUUAUAUUUAUUGGGUUGUAACCAAAGUUAUCUCUCGGCUGAUAUUAAGGCUUCUGUCAGCUGGAAGGGAAGCGAUUUCCAGUGAUUACCUCAAUCCUCUGGAGUAUAUUGGGAGGAGGGGGGAUAUUAAAAGACCCUUCCCUCUCUGUUCUGCUGUUGAAAGACAUACAAUCAGCUGAGCAACCCCGUUGGAUUUCAGCCUUGCCAAAUUCAUUCUCCAGACAGAAAUAAAAGACCCUAAGGUCUGAAUUAACUUUGUAUAUACUAAGCUGCUUAGUAUUGCUUAUUGAAAUUAUUUUUACCCUGCUUCUCAGUGAAAAGGUUCCUAUAAUAAGCAUGCUUUUAAAGCUUUUAUUUUGCCUGGAGAAAGCCUUCUUGAAUGGCAGGGUAUGGUAUGGUAGGGUGUAAACUAUGGUAUCAUCUCAUCAGAUGUCAAAGCGAUAAACAACUACCUGACAUUCAGAAGACAUCUUAAGGCAGCCCUGUUCAGGGAAGUUUUUAAUGUGUGACAUUUUGGUGUAUUUUUGGUCUCUGUGGAAGCCGCCCAGAGUGUCUGGGGAAACCCAGCCAGAUGGGUGGGGUACAAAUAAAUUAUUAUUAUUAUUAUUAUUAUUAUUAUUAUUAUUAUUAUUAUGUGUGUAUGUAUGUAUGAAUGAAUAAAACUCAACAGGAGGAAUAAAUUGCCCAUUCAGAUGGUGUAAGAAUUAAAUGAUAUAAUCCUUUCAGGAACUGGAGAUUGGUGUUUGAGUUUCAAGCAAUAAUGCAGCUCAAUCCUAUGCAUAUUUCUUUAGAAGCAGGUCCCCCCACUGAGUUCGGUAGAGCUUACACCCCAGCAAGUAUGGAUAGAAUUGCAACCAUAGUGUAGGUAUAUAUUUUUCUUAGCUGCCUUCCCCAAAAGCUGCAUGUAAUUUUGACAAGAAAGGAAGUGCCCUAUCAGGUCCAAGAGCAAAAUGAACUGCAGUGCCAUUUGUGUUUAUGUUGUGCCCAAAUCCCAUUGUCUUCCUUAACCCUUCCAACUAGCUUUGCUAAUGGCAGAUCCACAGGCUUGAUCCUGGAUAGUGGAGCAACCCACACCACUGCCAUCCCAGUGCAUGAUGGAUACGUGCUCCAGCAAGGUAAGCAUUCUUCCAGAGGAGUUGGUAGAAAUCUUGGCUGCCCCGUUAAUAAGUGAGGUUCAGGACAAACAGACGAGAGGAUUCCUUUGCCCAACACAGGAUUAAAUCCCUUGAGGAAUUUCCCCCAUAAAGAUGUAGUGAUGGGUUACCGGCUUAGAUAGAUCUAUCCUUCAUGAGCUUAUUUUUAAGGUAUCAAUAUAAGCCAAAAUUCAACCUUCAUAUUCAGAAUUGGUAUACUCUUGAGUACCAGACGCUAAUGGAACAAGGCCAGAAAAGGGUCAUCUUUUUCAUGUUUUGUUUGUGUGCUUUUGCAGGGGCAUCUAAGUGCCUCUGCUAAAGAAAGAGUGCUGGACUAGAGGCCACAGUCCACUCUUUUUUAAAAAACCCUCCCUCCUGUUAUUGUCAUAAGACCAAUGUCUUCAAACUUUACAAAACAGAGAUACCUUACGCUUUAAUGUAACAUCUUUCAUUUGCAUUUUGUAUUUCAUCCCUUGGCUGAGUCCGAGUGCAUCUGCUCUGUGAAGUCGCUUACCAUCUUUAUUCUGCAGCCUGAUCGCUCUUGAAGGGGAAGGGGGUGGUUUGUGUAGCAGAAUUUUCUUCCAGUCUGCUAUUGGACUGGAGAACAACGGUCCCUGAGAACGCAGAAGUCAGUUGGCCUGCUACUAAGGAAAUAGCUCUGUUUAUUUGGGGUGGGGGUGACUUCCUGCAUGCAAAAUGUGAUAUUGGAAGAUUGAAACCUUUUCUAGGUGUCCCACUUUGUGUUCUGUAUUUGCAGGCAUUGUGAAAUCACCUCUGGCUGGGGAUUUCAUUACGAUGCAGUGCAGAGAACUGUUUCAGGAAAUGAACGUGGAGAUAAUUCCUCCAUAUAUGAUCGCAUCAAAGGUAAUAGAUUAUACUGGAAAGAAUGAAAGGGCUUGUUUGCUUUGUGUGUAUGUUGGCUGCUUUUGUGAGCCUCUCCUCCAGUCCAGGCAGUAUUUCUCAAGUGUUUUGAAAUUGGGAGCACCUCUUGAACUUCUGCCUUGUAGGGCCCCAACAACAGUUUGCAUGCGUGUUCAUCUCUCAUUUAUACAGGGCCUUCAGAUCAUUUGGCUGAGAAAUGUUCAGUGAGGAAUGCUCAAGUGCGUGUGAGCCACCCCUUAGAUUUUAGGGCUGGAAUGACUUCCUAGAGAGCUGGGUAUAAUAUGUCCACCACUUGGUUCUGAUGGUGCUAGGUGGACAAUUGGUCUGACUUUUGGUAAGGCAGCUGUGAAGGAAUCACCCAACAAACCUGCAAGACAGGCUGCUGAACCACGCUCCUUUAUCCUUUACAACUGUCACCAAAAGUUGCAAGGAGAGGCACUGCCAGCUGAGUGAGCUCCAGACAGUUCCCCCUUGUCUCUCUCAGAUCAAGGCCCGUAGCAUAAAAUCAAACAAUCUGGCAUAUGGAAUAAUAUCCCUUGCGUAAUCAGUAGGAAGCCAAAAGCCUGAAUCCAAUUUAGAAACUUGUAUGGUAAAAUUGAAGAAAGUCUUGUGGGUCCCAUUGGAAAUGAAAUCGACAAGGGUUCUCUAGAUACUCAAGAUGAGACAACUUAGAGAGAAUCAACAGAACAAAGGUUCAACCAGACACUGUACUUAAACACCUUUCACAACAAAUUGUACCCCCUUUUAUUUCCCUAGAGUAACAGAGAGGGAAGGAAGGAAAGAUAGACAGGAGAAGGGAAAUUUCUCUAAUCAGGAGGGCCGAAAGGGUGUUGGAAGUAAAUAUCAGGUAGCACCUAAGGACAGGGCUGAUUAGUGCUUGCCAAAACGGGAAGGUGAGAAUUGGAGGGACAGCUCCCUUCUUGACUGGUUGAAAAAACUCAUGAAACCAAGGCUCAUCCUGUGGAUUUGAGGAAAGACAACAAAGAAGUUGGAAUACAGGCCCUGUAUUCUUGGCCUUUGUUAAAUAAUGUAUUGGAAUGUGGACACUUUGAACUGACCCUGAUUUGCUAUUGCAGGAAGCAGUUCGUGAGGGCUCUCCAGCAAACUGGAAGCGAAAAGAGAAAUUGCCACAAGUCACAAGAACGUGGCACAAUUACAUGUGCAAUGUGAGUAUGUUCUUCCAGGUCUACAAAGAAAAUAAUUUGGGAAGUAUGCCUUGCGCUAGAUAGGAUUCCUCUGCUAGAGGUAACUUGGGAUGCGGGAUCUGUGGCCCUCCAGGUCUUCUCAAGACUUCUACCUUUCAUCAGCUGCAGCCAGCUGGCCAGUGGUUGGUGAUGAUGGGAGUUGUCAAACAAAAUAUUGGGGCUGGGUGGGUAGGGGAGCAUAGGGUCCCUACCCUGCCCUAAAUAAACUCAGAUAUAACUAGCACUCGUGAAUGUGUUAGGUUUGCAUAAUCAGGAACAGUGCUUAAAAAAAUAUGGGGAAUGGCAGAAAAACCUGAGAGCCUGUUCUUGCAGUGGCCGACCAGAUGCCUGUGGGAAACCCAAGCACAAGAGCACUCUCUCCUCUGGCGGUUUCCAGCAAUAGGUUUUCAGAAGCAUACCAUGUAGACAGAGCAUAGCCAGCAUGACUAGUAGCCAUUGAUGGCUUUAUCCUCCAUGAACCUGUCUACUUUUAAAGCAAUCCAUGUUGGUGAUCUUCACUGCCUCUGGUGGGAAUGAGUUCCGUAGUCUAAUAAUGCACUGCAUGAAGAAGUGCUUUCUUUUAUCUGUUCUGAAUUUUAUCUUCCAAAAUUCAGCUUCAUUAGAUGUUCCCAAGUUUUAGUGUUACAAGAGAGGGAGAAAAAACUUUUCUCUAGCCACUUCCCCAUGCCAUAAUUUUAUAAACUUCUAUUGUGUCGACACUCCUCUUUUCUCUAAACUAAAAAGUCCGGAAUGUUGUAACCUUUCUUCUUUGGGGAGUUGCUCCACCCUCUUGAUCAUUUGGGUUGUCCUUUUCUGAACCUUUUCCAACCCAACAAUAUAUUUUUUGAGGUCAGGCAACUGGAACUGUACGUAGUAUGCAGGUCACUGGGAGAGAAAAGAUGAAAGCAGUAAUAUAAUAAAGCCUAUGUAUGAUGGUGUGAUGGAAUCUCUUGUUUUAGGUCAUUAUUGUUCUAAAUUAAAAAUGUCUGUCAUCCUGGAGUUCCCACAUAUAGCAACGUGGAAACUUGAGAAUUUCAGGUAUCACAGCUUGAUUACUGUGAAGGUUUAUUCCAGGGGCAGGUAGCCUUCAUUUCUUAGGUCUGCUUUAGUAUACCUUACAGGUUCUGCUAAGAAUAGCCUUAAUUUUGAAGAUGGAAGUACUGUUGUGGGGGCAGGAAGAGAAACCUCUAUGGCAUUUUAUUUGUAGCUAAUGCAGACAUUUCCCUUCUAAGAUUUGUCCUUCUGGAACUCUGAACCAGGUUUCACAGAUUCUUCUGGGGACUCUCCACUCUCCAUGGGUCAUCUACUUCAACUCAUUGAGAUAUUACAGAUAUAUGUCAAUGUUUCUGUCUGCCUAGGAUUCUCUUGUAUGGUCCGCAGUUCCUCCUUUCUUUGAUAUUCUUGUGUUUGGAACGUGGAACCUCAUCCUUGUUUCUUUGCAAUACUUUCUCCUCCACAGUGUGUGAUUCAGGACUUCCAGGCUUCUGUCCUCCAAGUGUCUGAUUCAACGUAUGAUGAACAGUAUGUUCUUUUAAAAUUAUUUUCAACUUUUUAUUUUUAACUUAAAUAACUGGGUGAUUUCCAACCUGAGCCUGUGAACAUCAUACUAAAUUAUUGUUUAGCGUUACAAGAAUGAGCCUCUCCUCUUGCUGGGCUUGCACUUUUUCCUACAAGCCACCCCAGCAGGGUGUAAGGAAGAAUUUGGAAGCUUUUGGUUCUGUCUUUGAUUAACCGCAACUUGACAUGUUGUCAACACUGGACAAACUGUGGUUAAUCUUAACUCUGGCUAUGAAAACAAACCAAUUUCAAACCAUAGGGUGAUACUCAACUAAGUUUUUCUCAGAGUAGACGCAUUGAAAUUAAUAGUCAUGGCUAAGUCAGGUUCAUGAAUUUCAGUAGGUCUACUCGUGAGUGAAACUUAGUUGAGUGCCACCCAUGGUUUAUGAAGCUGACUUGUUUUCACUAACCAUAGCUGAGGAUAACAACAAUUUAGGGCAGGUAAAAGCUGCUUAAAGACAACCAGCAAGCAAGCAUUUUCUUAAAAAGACAGAAGUACUUUUUCAACCUCAUGCAGAGCUGUUCAAACUUGGCAUCAAGAAUGGGGGACGUUGUUCGCAUUGACAGCUCUGCCAGUGUCCCCUUAGAGUGGUGGACUAGAACCUGAGAGAUCAGGGUCUGAAAUCCUCACUCAGCCAUGAAACACUCUGGGUGACCUUGAGCUAGUUGCUGCCUCUCAGCCAAAUCUACUGCAAAGGGUUGUUGUGCAGAUGAAAUGGGGAGGAGAACCAUGUACACCACCUUGAGAUCCUUGGCAGAAAAGGUGGUAUAUAAAUGUCAUAAACAAACAUAAUGUAAGAAUAACCUGUCGGAUCAGGCUAAUGGUCUAGUCAAGCACCCUGUUCUCAUAGUGGCCCACCGGAUGCUUGUGGGAAACCCAACAAUAAACAUCCAUAAAAAUGGCAAAAGUGGUUUAUUUCCCAAAUAGGUUUUUAUCUUAAACAAUUACAAGCACCAUAAAUAAAGAGUUCACUUGUAAUAUGUCAGUGGUUCAGUGUUCAUUUCUUCUCUUUCCAAAAUAGAUUUUAUCUUAAACAAUUGCAAGCGCAGUAAAUAAAAAGUCCACUUGUGAUAUACCAGUGGUUUAGAUUUCGGACGUUUUGUUGCUAAAUAGGUGUAAGGGGUGCAAGCUAGCCAGCCAGGCCAACCCCUCCUUCCCAGUGUUCCAGUUUUAAUAGCUAGUGAAACUGUUGGGCAGAGUCUCUUAGUGGUGAAGGGAUGAGACUGUGAAAAGAACUUGUAGAGCAAGGAAGAAAAAGAAAAACAAGGGCAACAUGGAAAUCUUGGGAGAGGGGAAGGGAAUUGUUUGGAUAUGGGAUGGGGACAUUGCUCUAAUCCAGGGGUGUCAAACUCAAAUUCAUCGGGGGCCGCGGCGCCGCUAGUGGGCAGACGUUCUCUGGUUUGUAGGCUGCCACGCAUGCGCUGAAGAAGCGGCUUUCUUGUGUCAAAAAAAAAAAAGCGAGAAUAAAAGGUGAAGGCUGGCAGCCGGCGGCGGCUACACGGGCCACAUAACAAGGUCUGGCGGGCCGGAUUCGGCCCGCGGACCUUGUGUUUGACACCCGUGCUCUAAUCCCUUCCAUGCCACAAAGAUCUCUGGGUGGCUUUUAUCAGUUCCCUGUUUCCUGCGAUUGUUGCAAGAAAAAUUUGGUAAGAAAUGCAAUUUGCUGUGUUGUGCAUGAGAAGUGGGAAAGGAAAACCUGGCAACGGUUGAAUACCUUCUAAAAACGAGUUGUUUCUGCCCUUUAGGGUGGCUGCACAGAUGCCCACGGUACAUUACGAAUUCCCCAAUGGUUACAACUGUGACUUUGGUGCUGAGCGGCUAAAAAUUCCUGAAGGCUUGUUUGACCCUUCCAAUGUAAAGGUAAAACUAAGUAGGACAGUAUGUGAGAUUGCAUUUUGUGUGCAAGCAUCUAGCUAACGUUAUGGAAGUAUAUAGGAGUCCGUAAAGUUAAAUGUCCUGAAAUCUUUUUAACUGUUUUAAAUGAUUUGGGGAAGAUAAGAAAUAGCAGGGUAUUUGGAGCUUCAGAUGAACCAGAAUGUGUCUUGCAUUACAUUUCUCAUCGCAUUACAUCAGGGGUGGGGGACUUCUGGUCUCUGGGCCACAUUGUUUCUGGCAGGGAUCCUAAUUUGACCCAUGAGGCCAUUUCCUCCAAGUCCCGUCCAUCUGCCUCGCCUCUGAAAUUGCAGGUGACUUCAGGUGCGAGGCAGGUGAAGGCAUGGCUGCCAUCACUUUGAAAUUGUAUUGAAACAAAUUGCAAAUGGAUGCCAUUUUCAGCUUGUCACCUGAUUCCAUAAUAGUGCCAGGUCAUCAACAGGUGAUUGGGGGAGGUGGGAUGGGGGCAGGAAGGAUCUGGUCUGCCAGCUGGAUCCAGUUCCCCAUCCUUGCAUUAUAUGAGUACAGACCAUGAAGCAUCCUCUCCUACAAGUGGUAUAUUUCCCCCCAUAUCCUCAACCUGAACUGGUUGGCCACCAAGCUAGCACAGCUCACCAGCCAUGUAUUGCAGCCCAUUGGGAGGUUGAUAAACCUCUGUUGUUUUGCUUUCUGCCUGGAUUGCAAAUACAGUAUAUGGUCGGCUGGGUUGGUUUGAUGGGUCAUAUAUUGUGCUUCUCUGAUGAAGACUUUCUCUUUCCCAGAAAUACCCACAUGCAAGACUAUUAUGACUUGCCCUCUGAUAAAAUCCAUUGUUAGCAGACUGGGACUUACCUGUUGAAAGGAAAGAUCCACUCUUGCCUUAUAUUUGAACAAGUUUAGUAGCAGUUCUAAACUGGAUAAUAAGUUGGGAAGAAAGAUUUUAUUUUUAUUAUAACAAUUUCAGUGAAUGGGCAGUAAGGUACAUGCUAACGGUAUUUGGGCCUCCCCAACAGCAUUUUCAGAUUUUGCCACAGUUUGUUCUCCCCACUGCUUGUGCAAGGGAUUUCAUGGGCUUUGUGCUAUUUUUUUUAAAAAUGGGCAAACUCUCACACACUGAGAAGAUAUGGCUAGGCGAGGAUUCCCAAGAGCUACAGCCCCCUCCUCAACCAAUGUACCUCCUGUCUAAAAGGUAAAGGGACCCCUGACCAUUAGGUCCAGUCGUGACCGACUCUGGGGUUGCGGCGCUCAUCUCGCUUUACUGGCCGACGGAGCGGGCAUACAGCUUCCAGGUCAUGUGGCCAGCAUGACUAAGCCGCUUCUGGCGAACCAGAGCAGCGCACGGAAACGCCGUUUACCUUCCCGCUGGAGCGGUACCUAUUUAUCUACUUGCACUUUGACAUGCUUUCAAACUGCUAGGUUGGCAGGAGUAGGGACCGAGCAAUGGGAGCUCACCCCGUCACAGGGCUUCGAACCGCCGACCUUCUGAUCGGCAAGUCCUAGGCCCUGUGGUUUAACCUACAGCACCACCCGCGUCACCUCCUGUCUAUGGGGCUGGAAAAAACGAAUACAGGGCAUAUUCUAUCACACUGUUAUCAAUUUGAGUCUACUAUAAUAGCAUUAACUUGCCAUUUUCUUUCUUCCCUCUCCAGGGUUUAUCUGGCAACACAAUGCUUGGCGUGAGCCAUGUGGUCACUACAAGUGUCGGGAUGUGUGAUAUCGACAUCAGGCCAGUAGGUAUUAGUUAGGCAUGGUGGUUUAAUAGAAAAUAGACCAGGGAGUGAUUCCCUUUCCUUAGCUAAAAUUCAAAGUGCCCUGAAUAGUGAUCUGCUCCACACAAUGCUGUUAAAAGCCUGCUUGCAUUCUUCAAGGGAGAGCUGGUGUAAUGUCUUGCCUUGGCAACAAACUUGCUUUGUCACCUUAGGGAAGCUACUGCUCUUUCAAUCUCAGCCCUUCCCAUCUGCAAGGCAGUGGUGGUCACACUGACUUAGUGUAAGAUAAUGUUGACGUUCUUUGCAUAUCCUCUAACAUACUGCAUAAAUGUUAGCUGGUGUGUGUUGAUAAUACAUUAGGAACGUAGAAAUUUGCCUUAUACCAUGUCAGGCUAUUUGUCCAGGUGGCCCAAGCUUGUUUAUCAUCUGACCAGAAAGAUAACCAGAACCGUUUAAAGGGAAGGUACCAGGGCUUGGACCCAGGUUCUGCUGUGUGCAAGACAUAUGCUCUAACCACUGAGCCAAAGUCUGUGUUUCUAGUAGUUUUGAAAUGAUUUACCCUACCUUUCCACCCAUGCAACCCCAGCAAUCAGUUACUACAUUUAAAUGGACCUGAAAAUGAACAAAAUCCCAAUCGACAACAUUCAAAAAGAGAAGCAGCAGACCCAGGCAGAUGGUUAGUUACCACCCUGGCAUUCUGACCUGACAUCUAAAGGCAAUGACUAAUGGGCAGACUACUCUGCCCUGUGGGUGCCACUACUGAAAGGCCCUGCCCCAGGCCAUAACUCUUGCCAGCUGGUAGGAUAGGGAGCAGGGCUUCUGAUGAUCUAAACGUGUGUGUAGGUUCAUGGGCAAUGAGGUGGCCCUCCUAUGUCUCAGGUGGUCAGCCUGAUCCUGUUCUCUUGAGGAUUGCAGCCCUGUAUAUUGCAACUCACUCCCAUUGCAACAGAUAAGAUACGCUUUUGAGUAAGAGCGCCUAAGACCACAAUGUAAAAUGUGAAGGUAGGAUUCCCUGUAGUGCUGUUUUCCAUGAAAUGGCAGAAACUAAACUGGGCUGGGGUUGCCAUCCUCAUGGUCCAACAGCUUGAUUCCCUGCAUACCCACAUUCUGUAUUGUUGCUUUGUCCCCCAGUCAUCUUCACCACCUCUGUCAGCAGCUUGCCCAGAAGAAUGAGCAAAUGUAGAAAGUCCAUGAACGUUGUCCAUGCUAGAUUCAUUUCUCAGGCUUCUGGUGAAUUAGGUAUUCCCAUCUGCCAAACUGUGGGUUUUAGUAUGGAAUUAUCUAGACUUCCCAUGUAGCUUUGAAGAAUUUACCUAGUGGGAAAGUUCAUUUCUUGUGUCUUCUGCACUGGAACCACUCACAGGUCUUAAGCAUGCUAGUUAUUUUUUCUUACACUGUUUUAUCAGCAGAGUGAAGUUGUGACUUGUUUCUUUCAGUAUAUAUAUCUGUGUUGUGAAGGGCAACAGAGGCAAAAAUACCAUUAUAAUGAGUCCUGCCUUUGUUCUCCAGGGUCUCUAUGGGAGUGUGAUUGUAGCAGGAGGGAACACCCUACUACAGAGCUUUACAGACAGACUAAAUCGAGAACUGUCUCAGAAAACACCUCCGGUGAGUGGCUACCAAACAGCCAACAUUUUCCUUGUACUUCUUAAAUGUGUGCAGGUAUUUGGCUAUUGGAGCAGUGCUCCUGCCAAACACGAGACCAGUGAACUGCAACCAGUUCAAAGAGAAAGAUAAUGCUUCUAGGCAUAUACACGCCUGUAGCUUGGGCAUUCCUCAGAUACCCCUUUGGAUCUAGGCCAAUUUAAAAUGACAAUAAAUAUUUUUUUCUCUUUUGAUUUCAGAGCAUGCGACUGAAGUUGAUAGCGAACAAUACAACAGUAGAGCGAAGGUUUAGUUCCUGGAUUGGUGGCUCCAUUUUGGCUUCUUUGGUUAGUAGAUGGAUUAAGCUUGAUUGGUGGGGAAGCAGCGCUGCUCAAAAAGGUUACCCAAGAAGAUUUGGGUGAGACUUAACGCCAAUGGGGAGAGUUUGCUAAUAGGGAGAAAUCUGAUGGAUGUGUGUGUGUGUGUGUGUGUGUGUGUGAACAGUAAAGCAAUUUCCCCAUUGGAAACUACUAUAGGCAUGAUUAUUAUUUCAAAACGCCUUCUUGAGGAACAAGAUCAGACCUGAACUACCUUGUUUCUCCUUGCUUGCCGUCUUUAGAGCAGUGAUAACCAAUGUGGUUCCCUGUGGAUAUUGUGGGACUCCAGCUGGCCACUUGGACACCUAGGAAUUCAACAAGUCCAACAUGAAAACAAUAGCUCUUUUCAGCUUCCUGUCAUUAUGGUUUCUGUUUCAUACUCUGCACUGUCCUUUCGAAGAAAAGGCUACCAUCUUUGGUUUUGUCUCUUGCAGGGGACCUUCCAGCAGAUGUGGAUCUCCAAGCAAGAAUAUGAAGAAGGAGGGAAGCAAUGUGUAGAAAGAAAAUGCCCAUAAAAACCUGGUUUUUUUAUUAUAAAAAAAGACAGCUGCCUUUCCCAGCGCUUCUAAUAUUGGAUAGCUUUAGCAUACUCAGGAAUCCAAAGUUUUGUGUCUCUUUUGUAGGAAAUGUAUACUUUUUUGUGCAUUCUGCAAUCUCCCAUUUUUAACAAACCAUAGGUAUUUUAAAAGGCCAACAUCAUUCUGUCACAGCAGAUGGAUGCCCACAUCCUUUGUAAAUGCAAUAACUCUUAUACAAACUCUUUUUAUAAUUUUUGUAUAGAUAUAUAUUUUCUGCAAAAUUCCCGUCCCCCCACUGGAAACGAAGCUAUAAACUGUGGAUGUAAUCUCCUGCCUUUCUGAGAAAUGUGUCUACUUUCAGACUAGUCUUCCUUGUUACGUUGGCCUUAAUAAAUUCCUCUAGUUUGUCUUAGA
Podarcis lilfordi (Lilford's wall lizard) is the source of this 17295-nucleotide messenger RNA. The record is from the annotation of a GenBank genome assembly. Lineage: Eukaryota; Metazoa; Chordata; Lepidosauria; Squamata; Lacertidae.